This is a messenger RNA of Ostertagia ostertagi, 1011 nucleotides long. Lineage: Eukaryota; Metazoa; Nematoda; Chromadorea; Rhabditida; Trichostrongylidae. The record is from the annotation of a GenBank genome assembly.
AUGCAAGCAAUAUUCUAUACGGAACGCACAACUAUCGAAGAAUACAAUCAUUCAAUCUUACAACUCCGUGAAUCAAACGUUUGUGCAACAUUUACAGAUACAGGGGCAACAUGGAUACUGAACUUCCAGGGCCCCGAACCGUUGAGAUCGCUAGCGAAUAUUUAUCGUGCUGUCACACUUUCUGUCGGUUGCUCUCAGCAGACUUGCAACGACAAAGCCACCGCCGUGUGUUUCUUCAGCAAACCUGAGCUUAGGAAUGGCCAGUUAAUAUACCGAGCAGGCACGCCUUGUAAGUCAGAUCAAGAAUGCACAACGUAUCCCCGGUCAACGUGCAACGUUACUGAAACACUCUGCCACGCUCAAUCUUUCGAAACUGUUCCUGCAGGUGCAAACAAUCAGUGCUCCAACAACACAGGAAUGACAGACAGCUUGAGAGAGAAGUUCCUCAAAAUGCACAAUUAUCGUAGGUCCAAUAUGGCUCUGGGAAAAGUUGAGAAGUUCAACGGCAAAUUUUUCCCCAAGGCUGCUAACAUGGAGAAGAUGGAGUACGACUGCGAGCUGGAAGCUGAUGCCAUGAUCUACGCUGAAACAUGUGCACUUGGGCCGUCCUAUCCUGGCACUAGGAAAGAUCAGGGAGAGAACGUAGCUGUGGUGGAGCCUCAGAGUGCGGAAAGUUUCGACAAAGCUGCUCAAUGGGCCAUGCGAUCGUGGUUCAAACCGAUAAAGGAGGACGGUAGCAUUGGAAUUAAAGAAGUAACAUUCAAAGAGAAACACAGAUAUACCCCUGUAGCUGGAGCGACUCAGGUUGUGUGGUCAACCACGAAUAAGGUCGGAUGUGCCAUUGGGAAAUGCGGCGACGUCUACUUCACUGUAUGCCGAUACUCACCAGCCGGAAACCAAGUAGAUCACGAAGUCUACAAAAAGGAACGCCGUGCUCACAAUGUCCUUCAAAGAGAUGUGACACUGCAAUGGGACUGUGCAUCAUGCCGUGAAAGUUUUCUUCUUGUCUGA